CCCAAAAACUCCAUUGCUGGCCCUGCACCUUAUAUCUUGAUUCUAAGGUUUUCGGCCGAAACUAUAAUAAUAAUAAUAAUAAUAAUAAGCUAAAACCCUUAAUUUUUCAGAAGAAAUCAUCCAAAAACCUCUGCAAAAUUCAUCAAUGGCGUCCACCAUUUCCAGGAAGACUAACCACUUUCGUUAUUUCUAUCGCUCAUUAUCCUAUUCCCGUCUUCAACGAUGUUCAUCUCCAUUGCCAUCUUCACACCUCAAUGACGCGGUUCAAUUUCGACGACCUCUUGCUCUUCUUCUACAAUCGGUAUUGCCUCGAGGGCUUGGAGUACAAUCUUUAACUUUGUAUCAGAGAUGUCUAUUUUCAACUACGACGCCUAAUACUAAUGCUGGAAAUGAAGCAUCGAAAGUAGGAGAAGAAGCUAAUACUGGCAAAGAGGAGAAAUCCGGGGAAUCGAAUCAGAAGCAAAGCGAUUCUGGGAAAUCUGUUCGCGGAGGGCCAGUUUCUUGGUUGAGUUUUAUUUUGCUGUUAGCCACUGGACUGGGAAUUAUCUUCUACUAUGAUACGAAAAAGAGAAAACAUAUUGAAGAUAUAUAUACUGCUUCAAAAGAAGUAAAAGAAGGACCAGCUGUUGGAAAAGCUGCAAUUGGAGGCCCAUUUAAUCUUAUCAACCAUCAAGGAAAGAGAGUGACUGAAAAGGAUUUCUUGGGAAAAUGGACGUUAUUGUACUUUGGUUUUACUCACUGUCCUGAUAUCUGCCCAGAUGAGUUAAUAAAGUUAGCUGCUGCAAUUGAUAAAAUAAAAAAAAAAGCAGGGCUUGAAAUUGUACCUGUGUUCAUCUCUGUUGAUCCCGAGAGAGAUACCGUCGAGCAAGUUGCUGAAUAUGUCAAAGAGUUCCAUCCAAAGUUAAUAGGGUUAACAGGAGAUCCAGAUGAGAUCCGGAGUGUUGCUCGUGCAUAUCGAGUCUACUAUAUGAAGACAGCAGAGGAAGAUUCUGAUUAUCUUGUUGAUCAUUCCAUAGUCAUGUACUUGAUGAGUCCUGACAUGCAGUUUGUGAAAUUUUUUGGAAAGAAUAAUGAUGUUGAUUCACUUACUGAUGGUAUAAUCGAGGAGAUAAAGAACUACAAGAAGUAGAAUUCAGUUUUGUUCUUGUUGACAGACACAAAGUGCCUUUGGGAAUUAUUCAUUUUUGGACUAUGAUCGAUAUGCCAAUUUCUUGGACCAUUUCAGAAGAGUAUGAUGAAAUGGUGUUAGAAACAUUGAGGCUUAUAAGGAAUUUAAAAUAUUGCUGAGAAAUAUUAUGAAAUAAUUGUUUUAUUACACACAUAAAGGAGAGCAUCCAAUUUGAACUUUCA
Molecule: messenger RNA, 1350 nt
Organism: Cannabis sativa
Lineage: Eukaryota; Viridiplantae; Streptophyta; Magnoliopsida; Rosales; Cannabaceae
Product: protein SCO1 homolog 1, mitochondrial
Exons: 7
Coding region: 146-1129 (327 amino acids)
Biological process (GO): mitochondrial respiratory chain complex IV assembly
Source: RefSeq, a predicted model, not a curated record